Ziziphus jujuba (common jujube) is the source of this 681-nucleotide messenger RNA. RefSeq names its product autophagy-related protein 8f. The record is from RefSeq and is a predicted model, not a curated record. The transcript has 6 exons. Lineage: Eukaryota; Viridiplantae; Streptophyta; Magnoliopsida; Rosales; Rhamnaceae. Gene Ontology annotation, biological process: cellular response to nitrogen starvation. Bases 117 to 485 code for a protein of 122 amino acids.
UAUAUAUAUAUUAAUGGAUAAAUACAUGAAGAUUGAAGUAGACCGAGCAAAGCUGCCAUUGAGUUGUUUUAAACAGCCAAGCCACGAACUCUCAGAGACUCUCUGAUCAAAAAGGAAUGGCAAAGAGCUACUUCAAGCAAGAGCAUGAUCUUGAUAAGAGACGUGCUGAGGCUGCCAGGAUUAGGGAGAAGUACCCUGAUAGAAUUCCGGUGAUUGUGGAGAAGGCAGAGAGAAGUGAUAUUCCAAAUAUUGAUAAGAAAAAGUACCUUGUUCCAGCUGACCUAACUGUGGGGCAAUUUGUUUAUGUGAUCCGCAAAAGGAUUAAACUAAGUGCAGAAAAGGCAAUCUUUAUAUUCGUGGAUAAUGUGCUUCCACCUACAGGCGCAAUCAUGGCUGCCAUAUAUGACGAGAAGAAGGAUGAGGAUGGAUUUCUUUAUGUCACUUACAGUGGAGAGAACACGUUUGGUUACCAGAUCACUCUUUAGCUGCUUGAUUAUCCGAUACUGCAGUAUUUCUUUUAAGUGCCAAUUAAUUGUCUCCACCUUCAUUACCUUGUGCUGGUGUUUCUCUUAUUCUGCUCUGCGUUCCAUCUAAACACCUUGCUGGUGAUUUUGUGUACAGUUAUAUAUUGUAUAUAAACGCUAGGUACUCCAUUGCAAAAGUUUUUGUGCUUGCAUUCAA